GUAAAUCCUGUCACUUGGAUUCUGUGUGUGUACCCUAAAGAGAGCAAAUCAAGGCUUAGCUUCAGAAUUAAGGUUUAUUUACAGAAGGUCAGAUAAAAUGUGCGGCAAGUUACAGGUCGUAACCUCAAAAGCUUCCUCUGUCUCUGUUCCUGAAGACAGAGACAGCAAUGGCCAUCACCAUGUUCCCCUAAUCAAUCUUGAUCAUGGUGAUCCUACAAUGUACGAGUCUUACUGGAAAGAGAUUGGCCAAAAUUUGAGCCUUGAAAUCCCUGGAUUCGAAUCUCUGAGUUACUUUUCGAACCCGAAGAAGCUGUGCUGGUUUUUGGAGCCAAAACUGGAGGACCAAAUUAAAAAGGUGCACGAAAAGGUGGGCAAUGCCAUAACCGAAAACCGACACAUAAUAGUUGGGACAGGCUCGAGUCAACUCAUUCUGGCUGCUUUGUUCGCCCUUUCCACUUCCGUAAACGAGCCAAAUCCAGUCAGCGUCAUCUGCCGGGCCCCAUACUACUCGUCGUAUCCUGAGAUGAGCGAUUUUCUAAAGUCGAAACUGUUCGAGUGGUGGGGAGAUGCCGAUUUGUUCGACAAGGAUAAGAAUGAGCCGUACAUAGAGAUGGUGACUUCCCCAAACAAUCCGGACGGCACUAUCAGGCAGCCCAUUGUUAAUGGGCCUAAAGGAAUGCUUGUCCAUGAUCUUGCUUACUAUUGGCCUCAAUAUACAGCCAUUACAUCCUCUGCAGAUCAUGAUGUCAUGCUUUUUACUGUUUCUAAGUGCACGGGACAUGCUGGAUCGCGUAUCGGAUGGGCUGUCGUGAGAGAUGAGAAUGUUGCAAGGAAGAUGGUGAAAUUUAUUGAGAUCAACACAAUUGGCGUGUCGAAAGAGGCGCAACUCAGGGCUGCAAAUAUCCUGGAAAUGAUUUCUCUAAGCUGCACGCAACCAAACACUCGUAUUCCCAAUUUCUUCAAACAUAGUCGUCACCUCAUGGCUCAAAGGUGGACCAAACUAAGGGAAGCUAUCAACAACAACAGUCUUUUUCAUGUCGCUAAAUUCCCGAAACAGUACUGCAAUUUCAGCGGAGAAUUCGUCGAAACUUAUCCUGCUUUUGCAUGGAUAAAAUGCAAAGAUGGGGUGGAUUGUGAGAAGGUGUUUAAAGGGCACAAGAUUCUCACUAGGAGUGGAGUGAGGUUCGGAUGUGAAGCAGAAUAUGUGAGAGUGAGCAUGCUGAGCAGAGAUGAUGAGUUUGAGCUGUUUGUGAAGAGGCUGCCCACCAUUCAUGUGGAGGAUGCAAAUCUAAACUAAGAUCAAUUUUCUAAGUCCACACAUUACUACGCUUGAUAUCAAAGUUUGUUUUGGUUUUUACUGUCACUACUUUUUCUUUUUUUUUUUUCUGCACCCAUAGCUUUAUUUAGGCAGUGUGGUGAGGAAGCUCUAUACUUAUAUAGGUAUUAGGUUUCAUUACAAAUGCUGCUCUGAGAUUCAGUCUAAGCAUUUUGCAGGUUAAGCAUUUGAGCAAAAUUUUUAGUGCUUGAUUACAACACUCAAAAUUGUGUUCUGGAUUCUCCAUUCAAUUUUUUCUUUUUUUUUUUCCCAAACGAUAGAGCU
Messenger RNA from Striga asiatica, 1600 nucleotides. The record is from the annotation of a GenBank genome assembly. Lineage: Eukaryota; Viridiplantae; Streptophyta; Magnoliopsida; Lamiales; Orobanchaceae.